CAUUGGCAUUCCUGAUAAGCUGCGUUAUUGACCUCUAAGUUUGCCCCCAAAUAACCAUCUACCCAUCACUCACAAUUCUCCAUUCUCAUCUCCUUCACUGGCCUCACUCCAUACCAUCCAUGAUUCAAAAACUAAGCACCUUCUUAUCUAAUUCAUGGUCAUGGUGGUCGCAAAGCAACGCCAACAACGAUGAGCUCGCCCCUGUAGUACUCACGGGUGUGCUCAUCCUGCUUCUUGUGUCAUGGUAUUAUUGGAUCACCUUCUUUUCUAAAUCGAAAAAGGAACACCCACCAUUGCCGCCAGGGCCACUGGCCCUGCCCCUGGUGGGUAACCUCCUGUCUCUUGAUCCCGAGCUACAUACCUACUUCACGAGCCUGGCGCCCACCUAUGGUCCCAUCCUCAGACUAUGGCUCGGUAAAAAAGUUGGGAUUGUAGUCGCCUCGCCCGCCAUGGCACGCGAGGUGUUAAAAGAGCAUGAUGCCAUCUUUGCCAACCGGGAUGUGCCGGUGGCGGGCAGGGAGGCUGCCUACGGUGGUCUUGACAUAGUUUGGACACCGUAUGGGCCGGAGUGGCGCAUGCUGAGGAAGGUGUGCGUGCGUGAGAUGCUCAGCAAUACCACUCUUGACUCUGUCUAUGUGCUCCGGAGACAAGAGAUCCGGCAGACAAUCGGGUACUUGCACAGACGGGUCGGGUCACCGGUCAACGUGGGUGAGCAGAUGUUUCUGGCUGUGCUCAACGUGAUCACAAACAUGUUAUGGGGUGGCACUGUGAAGGGGGAGGAGAGGGCCAGCAUUGGGGGGGAGUUCCGGCAAGUGGUGGCCGAUAUGACGAGUCUGUUGGGGAAGCCCAACGUGUCGGAUUUUUAUCCGGGUUUGGCCCGGUUUGACUUGCAGGGCGUUCAGAAGGAGAUGAAGGUGUUGGCACAGCGGUUUGAUCGGAUUUUUGAAUCCAUGAUUGAUCAACGGCUGAAAAUGGAUGGACAAAGUGGGACCACAGAGAAUAAGGAUUUUUUGCAGUUCUUGUUGAAGCUAAAGGAUGAAGGAGAUGCCAAAACGCCUCUCACCAUGACCCAUCUCAAAGCCUUACUAAUGGAUAUGGUGGUGGGUGGGUCAGAGACAACCUCCAACACAGUUGAGUUUGCCAUGGCUGAAAUGAUGAACAAACCACAAGUACUGCAAAAAGUCCAGCAAGAACUCGACGCAGUCAUUGGCAAAGAUAACAUUGUGGAGGAGUCUCAUAUUCACCAACUACCAUACUUAUAUGCAGUGAUGAAAGAGGUUCUACGCUUGCACCCAGCCCUCCCACUCUUGGUGCCUCACUGCCCCAGCGAGACAUGUAUAGUUGGAGGUUACACAAUUCCUAAAGGUGCUCGUGUUUUCGUUAAUGUCUGGGCGAUACACAGGGACCCUUCGAUUUGGGAGAACCCGUUGGAGUUUGAUCCAGAGAGGUUUUUGAAUGGUAAGUGGGAUUACAGUGGAAAUGACUUCAAUUAUUUCCCGUUUGGGUCUGGCAGGAGAAUUUGUGCAGGGACUGCAAUGGCUGAGAGAAUGUUCUUGUUUUCACUCGCUUCACUUUUACACUCUUUUGACUGGAAACUGCCUCAAGGUGAGAAAUUAGACUUGGAGGAGAAAUUUGGGAUUGUGUUAAAGAAGAAGAUACCUCUUGUUGCUAUCCCAACGCCAAGAUUAUCUGAUCCAUCACUCUAUGAGUAAUUAAGUGAAGCAAAAGAGAAUUGCGUUCGCUAGAAGUUGUAGGUUCUAUGUUUCAAGUGUCGAUUCAAUAUAGUGAUGACUCUUAAACUCAAUAUAUUACGGUGUCCUUUACUGAAAUCCUUUUUCACAUAUUAGUCUUUUGAGUAUGUAUUUUCAUAUGGCAAUGAAUACUGAAGAUUUGAGUUGCUGCAAGAGAUUUUAAAGUAUCAUAACUUCUCAUCUUUUACUUGA
Molecule: messenger RNA, 1943 nt
Organism: Cornus florida
Lineage: Eukaryota; Viridiplantae; Streptophyta; Magnoliopsida; Cornales; Cornaceae
Product: flavonoid 3'-monooxygenase CYP75B137-like
Exons: 2
Coding region: 120-1712 (530 amino acids)
Molecular function (GO): iron ion binding; oxidoreductase activity, acting on paired donors, with incorporation or reduction of molecular oxygen; monooxygenase activity
Source: RefSeq, a predicted model, not a curated record